Molecule: messenger RNA, 840 nt
Organism: Adineta steineri
Lineage: Eukaryota; Metazoa; Rotifera; Eurotatoria; Adinetida; Adinetidae
Source: the annotation of a GenBank genome assembly
AUGGACGAAAUUUUUGCUCGUGCUAAAAGUAUUCUUGUUAUCUGGGCUGAUGAUGUUGAUCCAGAAAAUUUACCUGUCUUCCAAGAAACAUUACAAACAAAGGCAAAACAAGCUAAUAUUGCUUUUGAAAAUGUUCAAAUGCUUUUAGACUCUCGACGUGCAACAUCAUCAUUUGAUAUAAUUCUUUUUGGUCUUGUAAGUAAACGUGAUCCACCAACGAAUGCUGAUUUAUUCAAUGAAUUUUUUCGUUUACUUCGUCCAAAUGGUUAUCUUAUAACACAUAUUGAACAUACAACACAAUCCCAAGCAGUUGAUCAUUUUAAAAUGUGUGGUUUUACUAGUUGUAAUCCACUUGAUACGAAUUCAUCAUUUUUAAUUGAAAAUAAAGAUGAUGAUGUUAAAAAACUUGGUUCAUUAUGGUUAUGUCAAAAACCAUCAUUUGAUGUUGGAUAUUCCGUACCAUUACGUAACAGAGGUAAUAGUCAAACAGGACAAGUUUCAUCAACAAAUGAAACAAAAAAAACAUGGACAAUGGAUGAUGAUGAUUUAAUUGAUACAAAUGAUUUAUUGGAUGAUAAUGAUCGAAAAAAACCUGAUGUUAAAAAUUACGAUUGUGGUACAUCAUCUACUGGUGUUCGAAAAGCAUGUAAAAAUUGUUCAUGUGGUUUAGCACAAGAACUUGAACAAGAAGAACAUGCAGCUGCAAAAGAAACCGUAAAAUCAGCAUGUGGAAGUUGUUAUUUGGGUGAUGCUUUUCGAUGUGCUGGUUGUCCAAAACGUGGUUUACCUCCGUUUAAACCUGGCGAACGUGUUACCGUACCAAAUAUGUCCGAUGUUUAA